CCAAAAUAUUCACACUCGUCGGCUCACAAGUCACAACCAAAUAAAAGGGUUUUUCUCUCUCCUUUGCCCUCACAACCCUUCUCUUUCCCCUUCUUUGCUCUUGCGGCAGAAGGGAGAAGCUCAAAUCUCUCCCCCUCCAAAUCCUCUCUCUCUAGAAAAACAUACACCUUAAGUAUAUCUCUCUUUCUAUCUCCAUCUCUAUAGAGAGAGCCCGUCCUUGGUUCGAAGCUCGCGACUUUGAAUCGUAAUUCCUUUUUUUUGCGUUGGGCGUUUUCUUUGAAUCGAACGGCGGCGACAGAGGUAUUAUGCAGGCUGAUCAGACGGUGCUGAGCUUGAGACCUGGUGGAGGCGGCAAUCGAGGGAGCAGAGGUGUCCUUGGCCCCCGUUUCGAUUCCUCUUCUUCAGAUCUUCCUCUCCUUCGUCCCCAUGGCGGUGCCGGUGCUUCUCCCUCUUCUUUCUCUCUCAAGACUGGAGAUUAUCGGUUUGAGGGUCGUGAGCGCGUUCGGUACACUCGGGACCAGCUGUUACAACUUAGGGAGGUAGGUAAUGUCCCUGAUGCUAUACUGAAAAUCAAACAAGAAGUUGAAGCUGAAUUUUUUGGUGAAGAUCAAAACUGGGGUCAUGUUGAAAGCACUCCGCAAAUUCAACCUCCAACUCGUUAUACUGAGCCAGACAAUCGUGACUGGCGUGGUCGGUCAGCACCAAUCCCUACAUCUGGAGAGGACAAAUCCUGGGAUGCUACUCGAGAAAAUAGAGAGUCUGGUAGCUGGUUUGACUCCAAACAACAGGAACCAAUUCAACAUAAUCGCCAAGACCAACUCAAUUCACAGUUUGCAAGGGGAGGGCCUGCUCCUGCUCUAAUCAAAGCUGAAGUGCCAUGGUCAGCUGGAAGGGGGACACUCUCUGACAAGGAUCGUGUCUUGAAGACUAUAAAAGGGAUACUGAAUAAGCUGACUCCAGAGAAGUUCGAUCUCCUAAAGGGUCAGCUAAUUGAUUCUGGGAUCACAACGGCUGAUAUUCUGAAGGGGGUUAUCUCCUUGAUUUUUGACAAGGCAGUGCUGGAACCAACUUUUUGUCCCAUGUACGCCCAGCUGUGUUCAGAUCUCAACGAAAAGCUCCCUCCAUUCCCAUCUGAAGAACCUGGCGGAAAAGCAAUCACUUUUAAGCGGGUCCUCCUGAAUAACUGUCAGGAGGCAUUUGAAGGUUCUGACCAACUUAAGGCAGAAGCUAGGCAGAUGACUGCUCCUGAUCAAGAGUUGGAACGUAGAGACAAAGAAAGAAUGAUCAAACUCCGCACUCUUGGAAAUAUCCGUCUAAUUGGUGAGCUUUUGAAGCAGAAGAUGGUGCCUGAAAAGAUUGUUCAUCACAUUGUUCAGGAGCUUUUAGGGACUGAUAGUAAGAUCUGUCCUGAGGAGGAAAAUGUAGAGGCCAUAUGUCACUUCUUCAACACCAUUGGUAAACAGCUUGAUGAGAGUCCCAAGUCAAGGCGAAUUAACGAUUCGUACUUCAGCAGAUUGAAAGAAUUGUCAGCAAAUCCCCAGCUGGCUCCACGAUUAAGGUUCAUGGUUCGCGACGUUCUUGAUCUCCGUUCGAAUAAUUGGGUUCCAAGACGUGAAGAGAUUAAAGCCAAAACCAUCACUGAAAUCCAUUCAGAGGCAGAAAAGAAUCUUGGGUUACGACCUGGUGCUACAGCAAGUAUGAGAAAUAACCGGGGAACUGUUCCUGGUGGACAGGGAAGUAUCAGUCCUAUCAGCCCUGGGGGCUUCCCUAUCAAUCGAAUGAUGCCCGGAAUGCCUGGAGCUAGGAAAAUGCCUGGGAUGCCCGGUAUCGAUAGCGACAAUUGGGAGGUUCCAAGGCCUCGUUCAAUGCCGAGGGGUGAUAAUAUACAACCCAUUCAGCCCGCCCGUCAGCCUCCUUUAAUUGGCAAAUUGCCAUCUUUGAACUCAAAAUUUCUUCCUCAGGGUAGUGGGGCCCUCAUAGGUGGUACUAGAACUAGUGCUCUGUUGCAAGGCAGUGGCACUCCUGUCCGCCCUCCUACCUUGGGUUAUGUGGCGGAUCCCACAUCUCAAGUCACUGGCCCUGUCAGAGCUGCUCCACCAGCUGCUGAGAAAAUAAUCCCCCCUUCUGUACGGUCAAACUCCGAAGUUCUUCAAAAACAGACGAUCUCUCUUCUGGAGGAAUACUUCAAUGUUCUGAUAUUGGAUGAAGCAUUACAGUGUGUGCAGGAAUUGAAUUCCCCAGCUUACCACCCUGAGUUUGUCAAAGAAUCCAUUUCCCUUGCCCUUGAGAAAAGUCGUCCCUCUGUGGAACCAGUUGCGAAACUUCUAGAGUACUUGUUUGCAAAGAAGGUCCUUUCGGCUAGGGAUAUAGGGACUGGUUGUUUGCUCUAUGGUUCGAUGUUGGAUGAUAUAGGCAUCGAUUUGCCGAAGGCGCCUAGCAAUUUUGGUGAGAUUAUGGGGAGACUCAUUUUGGCUGGUGGGUUGGAAUUCAAAGUGGUAAAGGAGGUCUUGAAGAAGAUGGAGGAUGAUAUGAUUCAGAAAGCAGUAUUUGCCGGUGCAAUGAGGAUUGUUACUUCUGUUCCUUCUGGGGAAAAGGUGUUGGUUUCACAGGCAUCUGAAAUCAAAGAAUGUGAGAGCCUAUUCUAGGUAACCACAUUGAUACGACGACUUCUGUAAUCUCGUUUAGGGAGCGUUUGGUGCUCUCUUUCUGAUUUUUCUUGCAAUUUCAUUUCCAUUUUAAGCCCGUUCUUUACAGUCAAAACUGUAUUACAUGUGAUAAAAGGUGGAGCCGCUAGAGGAACAGGUGAUUUCUAUUUUUGAGCUGUAUAUUAUCCCGAGGUUAUAGACUCUGUUCAAUAGGGAGAGAGGAAAAAACAUAAAAGCCUUGGAUUUUGUUCUCUGAGUGUGGCCAAUUGUGCGCCAUUGCUCGAGGUGAAUGGCCCUUUUUGGGACCCUGUUGUUUUAUAUUUGAUUAGUUUUGUUC
Rhododendron vialii is the source of this 2982-nucleotide messenger RNA. RefSeq names its product eukaryotic translation initiation factor. The record is from RefSeq and is a predicted model, not a curated record. Gene Ontology annotation, molecular function: mRNA binding; protein binding; translation initiation factor activity. Lineage: Eukaryota; Viridiplantae; Streptophyta; Magnoliopsida; Ericales; Ericaceae. The transcript has 9 exons. Gene Ontology annotation, cellular component: eukaryotic translation initiation factor 4F complex. The coding region runs from base 306 to 2645 and encodes 779 amino acids.